UCCCGAGUAAAUCUUACGAGAAUUCUUGUCAAGAUGCCGGUGGUAAAUCUUACCAAGAUUCUUGCCAAUAUUCCCGUAGUAAAUGAUCCCAAGAUUCUUGAAAAGACUCUCGUAAAUCUUACGAGAAUUCUCGCCAAGAUUCCUGUAGCAAAUCUUACCAAGAUUUUUGUUAGGACUGCCGUAGUUAUUCUUAUUAACAUUCUUGGCAAGAUUCUCGAAGUAAAUCUUACCAAGAUUCCCGUAGUAAAUCUUACCAAGGUCCUUGCCAAGAUUCUGGCAAGGCAAGAUUCUCGUAGUAAAUCUUGCCAAGAUUCUCGUAGUAAAUCAUACCAAGAUUCUUGCCAAGAUUCCCGUAGUACAUCUUACCAAGAUUCUUGCCAAGAUUCCCGUAGUAAAUCUCAUCAAGAUUCUUUGCAAGAUUCCCCUAAUAAUUCUUACCAAGAUUCUCGUAAAAAAUAUUACCAAGAUUCUUGCGAAUAUUUUCGAAGUACAUCUUAAGAAGAUUCUUGCCAAGAUUCUCGUUGUAAAUCUUGCUAAGAUUCUUGUAGUAAAUCUUACCAUGAUUCUCGUAGUAAAUCUUGCCAAGAAUCUUGCCAAGAUUCUCGUAGUAAAUCUUACCAAGAUUCUUGCCAAGAUUCCCGCAGUAAAUCUU
Porites evermanni is the source of this 652-nucleotide messenger RNA. The record is from the annotation of a GenBank genome assembly. Lineage: Eukaryota; Metazoa; Cnidaria; Anthozoa; Scleractinia; Poritidae.